CUAUAUAAACAUACAGGUUAUCAUUCUUUAUCAUUCCAAUAUCAAACUCUAGCCCUACCACUAUCUCAUGGUGGGGCAUUGUUUACUCUAACCCUACCAGUAUCUCAUGGUGGGGCAUUGUUUACACUAGCCCUAUCAGUAUCUCAUGGUGGGUCAUUGUUUACUCUAGCCCUACCACUAUCUCAUGGUGGGUCAUUGUUUACUCUAGCCCUACCAGUAUCUCAUGGUGGGGCAUUGUUUACUCUAGCCCUACCACUAUCUCAUGGUGGGGCAUUGUUUACUCUAGCCCUACCACUAUCUCAUGGUGGGGCAUUGUUUACACUAGCUCUACCACUAUCUCAUGGUGGGUCAUUGUUUACUCUAGCCCUACCACCAUCUCAUGGUGGGUCAUUUUUUAAUCCAGCCCUACCAUUAUCUGAUUGUGGGUCAUUAUUUUAUUGA
Molecule: messenger RNA, 441 nt
Organism: Lottia gigantea (owl limpet)
Lineage: Eukaryota; Metazoa; Mollusca; Gastropoda; Lottiidae
Exons: 1
Source: RefSeq, a predicted model, not a curated record